AGUCCAAUGCGGGCUCUAGGACCGCGCGGACGACUGGCGGGCUCCCUGCGGGGUCUCACCCGGAGCUGCAGCCUGAGUCACGGCCCCGCCCUCUGGAGCCGGACGCUGCGGGAGGCCCGGGAGCUACACCGAGAGCCCGACAGCAGGACAGCAGGACGCGCAAGUGAGGCGGAUCGCAGCCAUGUUCCUGGUUAACUCGUUCUUGAAGGGCGGCGGCGGCGGAGGAGGCGGCGGGGGCCUGGGUGGGGGACUGGGGGACGUCAUCGGAGGCUUCCUCGGCGGGGGCGGCGGGGGCGGCGGAGGCGGCGGCGGAGGUGGUGGUGGCGGCGGUGGCACAGCCAUGCGCAUCCUGGGCGGAGUCAUUAGCGCCAUCAGCGAGGCAGCUGCGCAGUACAACCCAGAGCCCCCGCCCCCGAGAACCCAUUUUUCCAACAUCGAGGCCAACGAGAGUGAGGAGGUCCGGCAGUUCCGGCGACUCUUUACCCAGCUGGCUGGAGAUGACAUGGAGGUCAGUGCCACAGAACUCAUGAACAUUCUCAACAAAGUUGUGACCCGACACCCUGAUCUAAAAACCGAUGGUUUUGCCCUGGACACGUGUCGAAGCAUGGUGGCUGUGAUGGAUAGCGACACCACAGGCAAGCUGGGCUUUGAGGAGUUCAAGUACUUGUGGAACAAUAUCAAAAAGUGGCAGGCCAUAUACAAACGGUUUGACAUUGACCGAUCUGGGACCAUCUGCAGCAGUGAACUCCCAGGGGCCUUUGAGGCAGCAGGGUUCCACCUGAAUGAACAUCUCUAUAACAUGAUCAUCCGGCGCUACUCUGACGAGGGAGGGAACAUGGACUUCGACAACUUCAUCAGCUGCUUGGUCAGGCUGGAUGCCAUGUUCCGUGCCUUCAAAUCUCUUGAUAAAGAUGGCACAGGACAAAUCCAGGUGAACAUCCAAGAGUGGCUGCAGCUGACUAUGUAUUCUUGAUCGAGACUCCAAGCUGCGCCUUGCUGUAGGAGCCAACAUGGACCCAUCCUCCCAGGGCCCAUCUGUCUGCAGUCACAUAUGCAUAGGUCCUAUUCCCACAGGCCUUUUUUCCCCCAGCCCUUGGCACCCAGCUUCUCAGUCAGCAGCCGGGUCCCCACAUGCCCCAACAUGCCAUGCCCUGAGUUACCCUGGCUCUAUGACAUCCUCAUAUGCUCUGCCCAAGGGUCACCACACCCAUCUCACACCCUCUCCAUUACCUUUCUCUGUACCUGUACCAAGCCCACUACUUGUGUUGCUUCCGUGCCCCAAGGGCCAUCUCAGUUCUGGAGGAUCACUCAAGUCCCUGGCAUACUCAUUCACAGUUACCACCCAGGCAGCCAAAUAAACUCCAGUCAUUAGGCCCACAUAUCUCUGUGCCUUUGCCUGUACUCUGCUCCCAGCGGGCCAGGCCCAGGAGGAAAUAAAUGUGCCCCAGUUGCUGCUCCCUA
This is a messenger RNA of Heterocephalus glaber (naked mole-rat), 1461 nucleotides long. It is a transcript of the gene Capns1, whose product is annotated as calpain small subunit 1. NCBI's taxonomy places the organism in Eukaryota, Metazoa, Chordata, Mammalia, Rodentia, Bathyergidae. Gene Ontology annotation, molecular function: calcium ion binding. The record is from RefSeq and is a predicted model, not a curated record. Gene Ontology annotation, cellular component: calpain complex.